UUAAAAAUUGCACUUUUUAACAAGCAAUGACAAAGGAUGUCAAGCCACAAAAUGUAAAUUCAGCUUUUGAAUGCAUCGUCUAGGUUCUUUAUAGAGUCGCGGACACAGUAUACGAACAAAAUUCUUUAUCUUUCGUUCAAAAUUAAAGUUAAACUUGAAACAAGUAAAAUCAGAACAAUGUAAAAUUAAAUAUAAAAAAUUCGAGCAUAUUUCAUGUUGUUAUUAUAUAAUUUUGACUUAUUUAGUUUAAAUAUAAAGAGCAUCACUUCUUGACGUAAAGAUGCCAUUAUAAAGAACCUAAGUUUGAUGGCUUCGAAACCAUAGACAAUUCCAGUUGACCGAGAGCGAUCCGAAAAGAUCGCGGAUUGCCUGUAGAAUUCGGUGUGGAUUGAGAUGUCGGAUAUCGGCAGCGGCGACGAGGGGCUUUCUAGUCAGAAAUAUCAUGGUCAAGGCAUGGACGCGGGAGGAAACAAUUUUGACUCCGGCCAGCAGCCGCAGGAGCAGGAGUUGGCCACGAAGAUGCUCCAGAUCCAGUCCAAGCGGUUCUACCUCGACGUGAAGCAGAACCGCCGCGGCCGCUUCAUCAAGGUCGCGGAGAUCGGCGCAGACGGUCGGCGCAGCCAGAUCUUCCUGGCGAUGUCGACGGCGGCGGAGUUCCGCGACCAUCUGUCUGGGUUCAGCGACUAUUACUCGUCGCUCGGACCUCCCAACCCGGACAACGUGCCCGACGACGGCAAGCUCAAGUCCGAGAUGAUGCUCAAGGAUAACAGGCGUUACUACCUCGACCUAAAAGAGAACUCGCGCGGGCGGUUCCUGCGCGUGUCGCAGACCAUCACCCGCGGCGGGCCGCGCUCGCAGGUGGCGCUGCCCGCGCAGGGCAUGAUCGAGUUCCGGGACGCGCUCACCGACCUGCUCGACGACUUCGGCACCGACGACGGCGGCUUCAAGGGCGAGCUGCCCGAGGGGCGCCACCUGCGCGUCGACAACAAGAACUUCUACUUCGACAUCGGCCAGAACAACCGCGGGGUCUACAUGAAAGUCAGCGAGGUGAAGAGCAACUUCCGCACCGCCAUCACUGUUCCCGAGAAGUGCUGGGCGCGCUUCCGGGACAUCCUAGCCGACUACACCGACAAGAUGAGCCGCGCGCACCCCGACUCCAUGCAGGGCGGCGGCAGCGCGCGCGCCGGCGGCAGCGCCGCGCCGCCCCCCGACACGGAGUCGUUCGGCGCCCGGACCUGAUGCGGCGGCCCUCGAAGUGUAUAUAGUAUUUUAUAUACGUAGCCUGUUAUAGAUCGCGGCUCGCGCGGACAUUCCGACCUCUGUCUCAUCCUCCGUUCUGAGCGUUCGUAAGACGCGUUAGUUGUAAGGUAUUAAUGUGAUAAAAACACGUUUUUGAGCUUUAUUGUUUUAUCUUUUUUUGUAUAAUUGUAAUUAAUUUGUCAAGUAUUAGGGCGGGAGCGGCCGGGCGAGUCCGGUCCGCGUUCGUGGCCUUUUGUGUGUCGUCGCCGCUUCCACUUUACAGGCAAUGAAUUACUUGAAUGAAAUGUAACGCCGGCGAGCGGACGGUUUUGAUGCAUGCGGAAUCUUUGAGCCGGUCGCGGAGUCCCUUGCUUGAAAGUUACGAAAUAAAUGCUCCUAAAAAACGGACAGACAGACAAACAUGACGAAUCUAUAAAGGUUCCGUUUUUUGCCAUUUGGCUACGGAACCCUAAUUACGCUCUACGCUGACGCUAGCAAAAUAUCAUCAUGCAUGUGUUCGACGCUCCACGCCGCUAGCGUCAGCGUCAAGCGUAAUCGCCCGGAGCGUGUGUCUUGUAGUGGAGUGGUGCUGCGCUCGGCCCGGGCGCUCCCGCAGCGCGUAACGUAGGAUAUAAAAAUUGGUAAAUCUAAAAAGAGAUUUUGAAAAAUGUAAAAAAAAAAUCAAAUUUAACAAUCGUGCACGCCUGGCCGAAAUCCUAACGACAUAAUAAGGAGUUACGUUGAUGUAAAAUGCCACUUAUCUAGUUCGUAGGGGAAUGAUUUUUUUAUAUGAAUUAUGUAAUAAUAGUGUUUUGACUGAAAACGAUGGGGAGCUCGCGGUCCGUCGAUGAAGUCCCCAAUCUAUUUAAAAAAAAAAAUCUUGAAAUUGUGUUUUACGAUUAGAUUUAAAUUCCACUGCAUUAUAAUUUAUGUACGAAAUCGGGAUAUCAGUGAUCAUGUGCUAUGAAUUCAAUAUGCCUUUAUUUUGAACGGAAGUGUACAUCAGUACCGCGGGUUCCCUUUUCGUGCACCGGGUGUUUACAGGGGGCAGGGCCGAAGCUAAACGACACUCACGACGUGGCGGUCAAUAUCAUGACUCGACUUGAAUGGGCCUUCGGCGGUCAAACCGUCGGGGCUUAUGUGAAAGAAUUUAAAAAAGAUUUAAUCUUUGGCUUUUAUAUGAAAUUAAAAGCAAGUAUACUGUGAAGAUCAAAACGUAAUAAUAACGUAUUCCGAACUGGAUUGUCUUGUAGUACUUUCAAUUGAUUUUUUUUAAAGGAUAAUAGGAAAAAAUCUUCACUUCGGCAAAGAGAAUUUGAAAUAGAGGUAGAUUGUCAAAGAAAACUUUGUAGCCACAGUAAAUUUACUGCCAUCUUUCGACACAUGAUUAAAACUUUUAGAACGCCAUUUGACUUUGAGCCUUAUUCUUUCACUGAUAUGUGUUAAAUUUGUUAAAUAUCAAAAAGUGGCGCCAUCUUACCGCGCAUCGGCUAAAGGUUGUGGCGCCAUCGCUCGAAACGAUACCGCCAUACCUUUGGCCUUUGAUCUAUUAGAUGGCGCCACUUUUUGAUAUUUAACACAUAUCAGUAAAAAGAUAAGGAUCGAAGUCACAUGGCGUUCUAAAAGUUUUAAUCAUGUGUCACAAAAUGGCAGUAAAUUUACGUGGCUACAAAGUUUUCUUUAACAAUCCACCUCUAUUUCAAAUUCUCUUUGCUACCAACUGAGCUAACGAAGCUGUCCAUCUUUCCUUUAUCUUAAAUUUUUUAGUGUCGCUCGCAGACUUGCUUGAUAUCAGUUAGUCUCCGGUAUACUUGCUUUUGACGAGUGAUAUGAGACCAUCGUCAGUGUCGGCCGCUCGGCCAUCUCGAAUCAUUAGGUAGGCGCCGCAAGCUGUGAUAUGUCGGUACAGCCAUAGAGAAAUAAGAAGUAAUAGAGUGCUCACUCCACUCCACUAAUAUUAUAACCAGAGUAACCGGAACUCUAUUUUCAACUCCUACACAUACCCUGGUUAUAAUAUUAGCUGAAAAUCGUUGAGCAUUAGACCUUUUGUUUGCCGCGAUAUCCAUUGUCGAGUAGCAGUACUGAGAGUUCCGCUACUCGAUGCUAGAUGUCGACUGCGUAUAUAAUAAUCAUUUUGGUACCAAAACUGAUGUAUGGAGUGAGCACUCUUUUACUUCUUAUUUGUCUAUGGUACAGCCGAGGGUUGUACUGGCGGGAGGCUCGGCCGCACGCUGGUGCCGAUAUUUUUCUAAAUUGUGGGGUUUUCGACUCGGCCAUAACCCGCUCCGAGCUAAUCUGAAGGGAAUAAGAUAUGCAUUGCAUCUGGCUAAAGAGAAUCAAUUGUAAUAGAGAGGUAGUCUAAAAAAAACGUGCCCUUUAGUUUGACAUCCAAAACAGAUGGCGCUGUACUGCGCAUUAUGUUUUGCGGUCGCUGAAUUGUCAAACGGCAACUUUUGACAGUCGCAGUUACCGCAAAAUGCAUGGAGCUGUCCAGCGCCAUCUCGUUUACCUAUAAAAUUCGAAGCACGAAAUUGUCUUAGAUUUUACACAUCUUACUCAAUUAAUGUAUCUUUGAUUUUGCGGCUUUUAAUGUUUUACCUCAAUUUUUCAAUACUUUGGAAAUAUAUUAAUGCUUAUAAUGUUGCCAGUGAAGUGUCUCGGCUAAAUCACUAGCUAUUUCAUACAAAUAUUAUACUGCCGCAGAGUAACGAUAUACAACUGAAAAUAAAUUAAAAUUAGACAUGUUUUCGUGAUUGGGUCUAAAUUCUUUUCGUUGUCUUAUUUCUGACCACUCUGUCACGCUUGUAUUUUUUCUAUCAAAUAAAUAAAAAGGUCGAGUGGUAUGGCACGUCUUUCUAGCUGUAGAUUAUAUUUUACAUGAGAAAAAUUAAAAACAAAAUUUCAUCUCAUACAAGAAGCUUUCCGCAACAAUUGUAAGUUUCUGUGUGGCCCAAUGGUUGACGGGUAGAGAAUGCCUUAAGGCAUUAAGUCCGCCAUUUGCACUUUUUUUGUAUUGUGCAAUAAAGGUUAAAUAAAUAAAUAAAAAGCCCCACUCCGUCACAUUUUUUGAGAGUAAAAAAAACAAGACAAUGAAAAUAAUUUUGACACGAUUAUUUGAAUCGAGCCCACUUUAAAUGUAGUAUGAUAUUGGUCAGAGUAUGCCCUUGCAAAUAUAACCUAGUUUCAGAGUUAAUUUGUUCAUUAAGACGUGGACCAAUUCAAUACAAAAACUACAAUUUUGUCGGUCGGUGUUAGCGUCAAACGUGAGAGACCCCACUUUAGCGUCAUUUGAGCGUCGGCGUCUAGUCAACGCUAUGGAGAUAUAGUAUACCCUAACAUACGCUAAAAAAUGCAUCCAACGUCACGGUAGCACUCAUUCUCAAUAUGUUUAUACAUACACCUAGAUAGGCAAAGGGCAUAAAAGAGACGGCAUAAUUAAAAUAAUACCUAUGUAAAAAAGAGACGACUGGUGUUUGCAACUUGCGCGUCGUAGUUAAAGUCCAACGACUAAGAGCAAAUUCUACAAUCGUCACAAGUGCUUCAAUUUUGGAACGCGCAUAGCCUAUUGUUAUGGAAAAUGGUGUCGCUACGCAGUUACGCCAUAGAAUUGACUAGACGCCGACGUGUCAAAGGCGCUAGUGUGAUGGGUCUCUGAACGCUCGGAGCCUGUUCCGUGGCCCUCGGGUUAGGGCUUUAAAAGUGAGGGCGGGUUUUGGAUUUUUUUAAUUUUUCCGCCUAAGCGGUGCGGCCGAGCCGGCUAGGUUAAGUGUGGCGUAGGCACCCCGUGUUAGGGUGUUUUUUUAUUGUUGUAAAUUCAUCUGUUUCAACAAUUUCCAGAAAUAUUAGGUUAUUUCUACUCAGAAUUAAGAACACCAUAUAUUCUAGGAGAAAAUAUUGGAACACUCUGUUAAUUCCUAGUAUUUUUGACUUUCCAUUACGUUUCGGUCAUAAAAGUACCUUUGAAAGAAAAUUUGUAUUUAUUACUUUUUCUUAUUAUAGAAUCAAUAAAGCUCGUGAUACUAAGUAGGAAUAAGCUACUUCUGGGAAUCCUAAGAACAUGAACGUUACAACAAUAUAGAGAAACGCCCGUUGGUCGCACUCGAUGGGUGGAGGAACCUUUACGAGUUGUGGCGAGUCGCGGGCGCACCCGUCGAGUGCGUGGCGUGUGCGUGUGUAUAUAUAUGUGUGUGUGUGUGUGUGUGUGUGUGCGCGGGACGCACGCGGGCGGCGCGGCGCCGUGUUACUGGGGUGCGCCGGUGUGUGACGCCGGCUCCGCUCCGUGAUGCGACGGUUCCGUUCCGUGACGCGACGGUUCCGCUCCGUAACGGGUCGGUUCCGCUCCGUGACGUGACGGUUCCGUUUCGUGAUGCCGGUUCCGCUCAGUGACGCGGUGCCGCGCCGCACCGCUGUAGUUUAAGUUCAACACUACACCGGGCGUCGGACGUGCCUUUAUUUACUAAUUGUCUUAUUUUGCAUUUUUGUUUUUUUUUCUUUACUAUAAGUGUAUCACCCGUUUUCACCCUCUAAUGGUAGCUUCGCGCCGGCGACGGCCCGCGCGUUACGCGGUUUUAACACUGAUGCGGACCCGCACGCCGCUUCGGUGUGCGAGCGAGACAGCGCUAUGCACGUACCUAUAUACGACGGUACGCCGCCGCGCACAUCGGAGCGUCGUGCAGAUCCGCAUCUGUGAAGACCGCCUUAUCUCGUUAUAAAUGUAAUAUUAUGUAUAUCUACGAAUUCGAGUCAGGUUAGUAGUAACUCGUUUUUAAAAUUUUAUUGUGUUACUAAAUGAUAGGGUAAUGUUUUUUUAUUAGUGGUACGUUGCCGACAGUUGUGAUGUCUCCGAUCCUUUUCGUCAUCGCUUCGCUCGUCGCCCCCGGAUCCAGAAGAGCCUUCACUAGCCUUCAUCUCACUGUAACUAAAGUACUAAAUAAGACCUUAAUAUCAACUAUGUUUUUCGUUAAUGACCAGAGACUCUCGUGCAUAAUGAAAACAGCGAGUGAGAGUCAGCUUGGAGUCAAAUUAAAUGUGGUUUGUCUGGUUGGCUAUGGCCUGUGGUCUACGGCUCAUGGCCUGCGACCCCGGACGCGGCGAGCGAGCGAGUUAGUCCUAGAGUACUUGACCUACGGAGCUAGAGUAGCCUGUAAGCUAUGCAGUCAUCUCCUGGAGACCAUAUACUAAUAGUGUGGAAUAAGUUCGUGACGUCCGAUAAAAUGUUACAUAUAGAAAAAAAAGAUAAAAUAUAUAAAAAAUAAAUCACUUCUCUAUAAUAAAAUAGAAAUAUAUCUGCCGGCGGGGGCGGCGCGGGGCUUCGUGCGGGCCGUGGGGAGGCGCACUUGCCUCCGGGGGGCGCUCACCUCCGGGGCUUUUGCCUCCGGGGACGCACUUGCCUCCGGGGCGCUUGCCUCCGGGGAGUUUGACUCCGGGGCUCUUGCCUCCGGGGGGCGCACUUGCCUUCGGGGGCGCUUGCUUCGCGAGGUGAACGGUGUGCCUCCUCGCGACUAGUGGCUUAAUUUUAACAACAAUUUAUGGUACAAAAUAUAAUUUUAGUUCCAUAGACGUUUAAGAUCUACAGAGUUUAUAUUUAGACAAAAGUGAUUAAAACCGACUUAGCAUCGUCGAUAAAUAUAAUUAAUGUUACAUAUAUGUGUAUCCGAGUGAGGACUGACAUAAAUUUAAUGUUAACAUAGAUCUAUAUGUUGUGAGCUAGUUAUCGCGUGGUGAUUACGUCGGCUGCAGGCCUCCACGCGCGCUCAGCCCCUCCAGCAGGCAUCCUGUAGUCGUUAGAGUCACUCCCUGCCCAACUUUGUUAAACCUUAUCCUUAUAACACCUGUGUAUGAAUGCACACCCUUCGACAUAUAAUUGUUCUUAUUAAAUGCAUCACACAUACUCCUCAGAAUUUAGUAUCAACGAAAACAUCAUUGUAGCCACUAUAUCUCCGAUAUGUCUAGUAUAGCAACCAUUCUCUUAACGGCGGGAGUGACCAGAGGGCCUAGCCAAGAUGACAAUCGGCUAUCGACAAAUUCCGUUCGAAAAGUCAAAAUGUAUCGAAAUGGCAGAUGCGAUGAAAAGUCACGAGAUCAUUUCAUACAUUAUUUAAGUUUCGAUUGUCAUUUUCUAUAACCGAUUGUUACAGUAGUAUUAGGUAUGCAAUGGCACGGUUAUGGCCAGACACCAGUCGAUGUAUGAUGGUUGGGGCCCGGCGCGCGGCCUGCGGCGAGUACAGCGCUGCCCUGUGAUACCGCCCCCGCACUUCCCACGCAAGCUUUCACUUCUUCUGUAUGCGCUGCGCGAACGCCUGUGGUACGAACAUUCACUAUCGUUCGGCUAUGGUCGAAAGAUACUAUGCUAUUUGAUUCACGCCCAAAUACGCGAUUUAUAAAGUGAAUUUGAAAAAUCGAGAAUAUAUUCGCGCUUUCACCCAUACGUACGACUCAUCCGCUGAGAAACGCAAGUCAUUGAGAAUGGCCCCGUAUCCGUGUUCCUUCAGUGACACGGAUCCGUAUUUGUAUCGGAUGGCAGGCGCUCGUGCAGCGGCGCUCGGCGCCGGAUAGUCAAUUAAUGUAGCGGCCCCGCUCCCCCCGCCCGCACCGGCUCUAGCUACGGGACGACAACACCGCGAAACUAUAAAAUAAAACAAAAAAAUCCUAAAAAAAACAGAGUUAUAAUAGUACGUUAGUUUUAAUUAUAUUUCUGACAAGAAUCGAUGUUUUACUAAAGUUUAUUUACGCGUUCGUCCGCGGCGGCCCGCGGGCCGCCAUGACCGAGCGGCAUCGAACUCACGCAAUACACGAUUUUAACUACACGUAAGCAAUACCACAGUACCUGAAAUUAAGGAAAAAAAGAGUAUAAAAUGUAAUAGUACGGAAAUAGUGGUCGAAGCACGCCGCCCCGCGGCGUCCUGCGGGUUCGAUGGACGUUCAGUUUAGUUUCGGGUGGUCGAUCGUACUAAGGCUUCUGUAAUUGUUAAAUAUUGUCAAAUAAAGUAAUUAAAGUAACGGAUCUUACAACGUUCGUAUUUGUAUAGCUGGAGCGCUCACCGUAAUGUUCAGCCAUUGCAGUAAUCUGGGAGCUGUCUGAAUCAGUCGCGAGACAAGUCGGUCGACGAAUCGGCAGAUUAGCGGUUAGGGUAAACGGUUGUAGGGAACACGAGCGGCGGCGCGCGCCGGCUCCGUGUCGGCGCCGGCGUGCGCAGUCGGGACGAGGGUGAAACAGCUUGACUCUUUCAUAAUACUAAAGAAAGAUUAUGGAACAUGACAUCAGUUUCCAAUGUAGUUUGUCCGAAGACAGACGUGUAUGUAGGAGUGGCCGCGCGGGCCGGGACCCGCGUGGCGUUAUCAGACGUGGGGAGUGAAGUUGAACAAAUACUGCCAAUCGAUUGUAGGUUUAUAAUAAUAAUGGAUAAUGAUUUGUAGAAUUAAACCAUUUCGAAAUAUUGUGUCCUGAAUAUUUCAUAUUUUAUGUAUAGUAUUGAUAACGGUGGCUAAGUGCCGUUCAAAUGUUCCGCUUCGGAAAACGUUCAGUUUCGUUCGUGCCUUCAACUUCACAAAGUAACUGACAAUAGCAUUGCAAUCGGUUAGCGACACACUGGGAGUUUGGACGGACAGGGCCACCAUGUAAAUGUUUUCUUAGGGUCAGGAUGGAUACAAACUGUGUUCUGUAGAGUACCGAGCGACAGGGCGUUGACUAGAUAGCAGGCGCCGGGCCGCCGUGCCGGCUCCGGCGCGGAUACGACGCGGGGCCCGGGGGCUCGGCGCUGUAAGUAAUUUGGUGCGAAUGGGGUUCGCAGAAGGAGCUAAGUUGUAAAAAAAAACUAGAUUGCUAUAUACAUAAAAUUGUUAGGUUUAAAAGUGUUGGCAUAUUGGGUGUUGUGUACCUAUGGGGAGGUAGUCACGAACGACUGCUUUUGAAUUCUCGAUUGACGUGCCCCGUGUGAAUGAAAUGGUAGUUAGCUCUGAUUUAAAGCUUUUACGAACUUUAUUCGAUUUGGCACCCAAUAUGCACAGGAAAAGUAGUUGGUAAUUUUUGAUAUCGAGAAUUCGGAAUUGUGGGACUGAUGGGGCUCAUAUGAUGAGGAUAAAUUUUUUUUCGGAUUAUUUGGAUUAUUCUAAAAAAAUACAAUUCGUGUGUGACACGGCUCGCUUCUCUCUGAGACUGGUUCGGUGUGUGCCGGGCGGGGCCGCGGCGCGACUAUCGCGCGAUUGUCGGACGACAGUCGCACGACUGUCGCGCGACUUACGCACAGUCGCCGCGUCGCGCCGCGGCUUCCGACCCGGAUGAGAUUUUGUAUCCAAAGAUUGUAUAGUGUGAUGUAUAACUUCCUAUAGGUUUAUUAUUAUUAUACUAGUAUUUUAUACUUGUUAUUUUUCUAUUGUUUGACACUAGUUCGUAUCGGAAAUGUUUGGAACAUUGUCAGAUCUCCAGAUCGAUUUUAAAAUUUAGCUGUUAUAAUAUAAGUUGUGUACCGAAAUUGUCGAGGCCGCUGUGACGCGAUGCGAUCGCGUCGCGGCGCGUCAUAUUGUAUCGCUAUGUAUUUUUUGGGAUGAAGGAAGUUAUGUGAGCGCGCGCUAUGGCAUAAAAUGUUACCGCGCUGUCGUCUGUCCGUUGUAUAAACGGCAUUGAGGCCUUAAGCUUCGGUAAUGGGUAAAAAAGUACGUAGUUAAGGCCUUUAAUUCUCAACUAAUUAGUUUAUUGAACUACGAAAAUUCUCAGUGAAACAAUUUGAAUUGUAAACGCCUGUCGCCUUAUUUAUGCAUAUUUUUCAUCUCUUAUCGGAGAGUAAAAAUUUUAAAAUUUGCAAGUCAAAUUGAGGUCUUGCGCGCUGUAUGUGAGCGCCCUUAGAAAGGCUCUGACAGACGGCGGCGCGGCGCGCUCGAGCGAGGAGCAGUCAAACUGCAUGGUGCUUGUGUACUUACGAUGGAUAUCAUUAUAUUUUCUUUUCUUAUACUAAAAGUGUGACGCCUAUUUAUUUUGUAUACGAUUCGAAUCGACAGAACGACGCAAGAGAAUGUCCAUGUUUCUAAUUUUAGUAUUUGUUUCUUUGUAACUUCAUGCCCUUUUGUGAGCGACACGUCGACGCUAGCACAGCCAGACGUGACGCAGGAUGGAAACGUGACGGCUCGGCGCGGCGUGACGCACGUGACGCCAUGACGCAUGCGACGAAUAAAGCUUGACGACGAACAAAAUAUGUGUUACUUAAUUAGCUCUUCAAUGACGCAUUGUAACAAACAUAUGUAACUUGACACUAAAUAUGACCGGUUAUUCGUGUGACUUGUGACGCAGGAUUUGUAACAUUCCGAAGGACAAAAUGAACGUGUUACAUAAACUACAUGAGAUCAAUACGGGUAAGCCGACCUUCACAUUGGAGCUUGUUUACACAUACACAUUGAUUAGUUUUUAUUGCGAGUUCAUACAUUUGCUAUUUGGGUUAUAUUAAAGAAAAUUUGAAAUACAGGUGGCUUGUCAAAGAAAAUUUUAUAGCCGCAGUAAAUUUACUGCCAUCUUUCGUCACAUGAUUUAAACUUUUAGAACGCCAUUUGACUUUAAUCCUAGUUUUUUUAAUGACAUAUAUAUGUUACAUUUGUUAAAUAUCAAAAAGUGGCGCCAUCUAAUAUAUUAUAGGCCAAAGUUAUGGCAGCAUCGUUCCGAGCAAUGGCGCCAUAACCUUUAGGUUGUGCCCGAUAAGAUCAAAUUUAACACAUCAUCAGUGAAAAAAUAAGGAUCAAAGUCAAAUGGCGUUCUAAAGGUUUUAAUCAUGUGUCGAAAGAUGGCAAUAAAUUUACAUGGCUACAAAGUUUUCUUUCACAAUACACCUCAAUUUCAAAUUCUCUUUGUCAAUAUGUACGCAGGCCCCAAUGUUAAGGUCGGUCAUACUUACCCGAAUUGACCUUAACACAUAAGGAGCAAAAUACGGUAAUGCAACUCUGGCUUCCUUUAACCUAUCGAAAUAUGCAAUCAGUAACUUUUGUGAUAUCAUAAUAAUAUGUACGAGUACCAAUAUUUGGCGGUGAAAAUGACUGACACAUGACACAAAUGGUUUUACCCUUCAUGAAAAACCAGAUACUGAUAAACAACUGAUCUUUCAUGUGUGGUGGUCAAAGAUCGUGGGUUCAAAUCUCGGUUGUGCUUAGGUUGUAUACCAUUAAGAGAAAAAAAUCUUAAACAAUUAUGUGUGUAUUUUUUGAAUCAUCAGGAAACAUUUUAAGCAUUAUGUAUUAGGUUACGGUAAUGGUAGCAGUGUCGCCUAAAGAAGUUUUCACUUCAAAAAUGCAAUAAGAUGACUAAACAUUCGUUCAGGAUCCUCGUCAUACACAGACAACAAAGUGAUAAUUAUAGUGAAAAUAAUUCGAAGUAAUCUGACGGUACCGUGACAUCGAUUCGAGACAAAUGACUAUAAAAUUAAAAUUUUAAAUCCCCCUACGCUACAUGGCAAAAAUGCCUUUAACCAUUUUGGAAAAGAGCUGAUACUCUUCAAACUGCUGGAUCGAUUUCUAUGAAACAUAGCCAAGAACCACCGCAAGGAAUCUUGCUUUCACGUAAAAAAACGCAUCGAAAUCGGUCCAUCCGUCGGGAGAGCUACGAUGCCACAGACGGACAGACAUUGGCAUCAAACAUAACACCCGUCUUUUUGCGUCGGGGGUUGAAAAAUACGGGUUAAAGCUCUGGUUUAGGAUAGCGGUGCCCUCAUGUAGCUGCCGUCUCCAUAUAAAAUAAUACGACUAAAUAUGGAUGGAGUAGUAUUUUGUAUGGAGACGGCCGCUAUCUGGGAAACCAGGGCUAUAACCGCGAAAAUGGAAGUUCGUCAAUUUGCGGGCAUUUUUCUCUGUCGAGUGACGUCUUAUAAGAGUAAAAGAGAAAAAUCCCCACAAUGUCGAUUUUGCAGUAGGCCCCCAGGGCUUAAGUAACACAUACGUGUGUCACACGACAUUUGUCCGUCACGCGACGCAGGGGCGUCACGGCGCGCCGGCCGACAGUCGACAUACACGAGUGUGGAGCGCGGCUGCGACGCGCGGUGUGCCGUAGGAACGUUUUACGAUAAAUGGUGAAAAAAUAAAUUAAUUACAAAAA
Cydia pomonella (codling moth) is the source of this 12307-nucleotide messenger RNA. RefSeq names its product transcriptional activator protein Pur-alpha (gene Pur-alpha). Gene Ontology annotation, biological process: regulation of transcription by RNA polymerase II. The coding region runs from base 394 to 1239 and encodes 281 amino acids. Gene Ontology annotation, molecular function: RNA polymerase II transcription regulatory region sequence-specific DNA binding; DNA-binding transcription factor activity, RNA polymerase II-specific; purine-rich negative regulatory element binding. Lineage: Eukaryota; Metazoa; Arthropoda; Insecta; Lepidoptera; Tortricidae. Gene Ontology annotation, cellular component: nucleus. The transcript has 9 exons. The record is from RefSeq and is a predicted model, not a curated record.